Molecule: messenger RNA, 1986 nt
Organism: Pararge aegeria (speckled wood butterfly)
Lineage: Eukaryota; Metazoa; Arthropoda; Insecta; Lepidoptera; Nymphalidae
Gene: beta3GalTII
Product: beta-1,3-galactosyltransferase 6
Exons: 4
Coding region: 259-1368 (369 amino acids)
Biological process (GO): glycosaminoglycan biosynthetic process
Cellular component (GO): membrane
Molecular function (GO): UDP-galactosyltransferase activity
Source: RefSeq, a predicted model, not a curated record
CUCUACCCUCCAUACACGGACAGAAGUAAACAUUAUCAAUAUUUUGAUUAUUGAUAUCGAAUUCGAAAUCUAACUGAUUUCUUUUGAACUUUCAGCUGAAUGACUUCAUGGUAUAAUCUAACAGAAUAUAAUGUCAGCUAACCAAUUUUCCUAUAAUUAUGUUAUGUUGUGUUAAAGUGAUGUUAAUUAAGAUGAUGAAAACUUUUCUAUCCAUCAAAUGAUAUAUGACAUAAGAAUGCAUUAUCAAAAGAUCAUAGAAUGAAUUUUGAUUUCCUGAGGCGGUAUCAAGGCAUGAUACUAUUCAGUAUAUUAUUCUUUUAUUUAGGUUGUGGAAUUACCUUGAGUUUGGUUAGAAUUGAUUGUGCAUCAAACCCUGUUGCUUUUGUAAAAAGUUUUGAUAACACUCUAGACAAAAUUGAAUAUGCAGUACUUAUUUUGAGCAGUCCUGACAAUGAAUUAAAGAGGGAUGCCAUACGUACAACAUGGGCUAGUUUUAUAAACAAUAUAUUUGUGGAAAAUGGUGAAAAGCUGUACAGAUGGAAUUACACUUGGGCAGGAAAGAAAUUAAACCUGGGGAUUAUAAAACCAUACUUUGCUAUAGGAAUUCAAAAUCUAGAUAAAACAAAGCGGGCAAAGUUACAUUUAGAGGAAAGUAGAAGCAAAGAUAUGUUAUUGUUGGAGAAUUUCGAAGAUGGCUAUAAAAAAUUAGCAUCCAAGUUGAUUCACUCUUUGGAGUGGUUGAGUAAGAAUUUGAGGGAAUUGAAAUAUGUUAUAAAAUGUGAUGAUGAUUCUUUUGUGAGAGUUGAUCUGAUUGUAAGAGAUCUUGAAGCUUACGCCCCUGAGAUGAAAGGACACAGUAUCAGCAAUUAUGUCUCCAGGAAGGAUAGUCUUUCUGAAUAUAAAGGAUUGUAUUGGGGUUAUUUUAAUGGACGUGCGCCCGUAUUUAAAAAAGGCAAAUGGCAGGAAAAAGCAUGGUUUCUUUGUGACACAUACCUGCCAUACGCACUGGGUGGUGGAUAUGUAAUUUCUCGCAGCAUAGUAGAUUACGUCGCUAGGAAUUCUGAUUUGUUAAGUAACUACAACUCUGAGGAUGUAUCAAUGGGCGUGUGGACAGCUGCCCUUGAUGCCAUCAACAGGGUCCAUGACACAAGAUUUGACACAGAGUGGAUAUCGCGAGGUUGUGACAAUUCCAUGCUGGUACGACACAAACAAACGCCUAGCGACAUGUUCCAAAUGUACACAACUUUAAUACAUUCACAGGGAUUAAAACUCUGUAAGACUGAUUUUACUUUAAGAAAGUAUUAUAAUUAUAAUUGGAAUGUUUUGCCAAGUUCGUGCUGUAAAAAAAAUCCUAGUCCUGAAGUGUAACUGCAGCUGCUGUAAUUAAUUGUGGUAUUGUUAAAACUAUAGGUACUCGAGAAGUUAGCCUCAUGUACUUUUUUUUAAAUUCUGGACAGUAGUCCCCUCUCUAUAUUUAUUUGACUCGGGGUCGUGAAAGCGGUGGGAGAACCCCAUCGACAUUUAACUCGCAUAAGGCAAAAUACAACCCAAAUAUUUUCUCGAACAGCAACACUUCAAAUCUAAUAUAUAAUAAUCCCUUACUCCUUUCUGUUGGUAAAGUAUACUUACAGAACACUAAGCACUACCUACCGUACGAGUAACUUUAUAUGGAGUAUAAUUGUUUUUUGAAAUAGCCCAGAAGUCUUACUACUUACUUAAAAUAGAUCCGUUCAUAUCAGUUAUACUUCCUGUAGUACAAUACCUUGAUUAGUCCUUGAAAUGUCUUCUAAUACCUCUUAACAAUCUGUCAGCCGUUCCAGAAAUAGUAAGACAAAAACCAUAAAGCCUUUGAUUGUGGCUAUUGUUUAAUUAGCAUGGGAAGUUAUUUUUAAAUAACUGCUAUUAUAUUUAUUUGUCUAUGCGUUAUUUCGUUAAGGAUAGAACAAAAUAAUAAAACAAUUGAACAACAAAAAUUGACUUUUAUUU